Molecule: messenger RNA, 660 nt
Organism: Erythranthe guttata (spotted monkey flower)
Lineage: Eukaryota; Viridiplantae; Streptophyta; Magnoliopsida; Lamiales; Phrymaceae
Product: large ribosomal subunit protein eL33y
Biological process (GO): translation
Cellular component (GO): ribosome
Molecular function (GO): structural constituent of ribosome
Source: RefSeq, a predicted model, not a curated record
UAAAAAUUAAAAUUAGGGUUUCCCCACAGUCGUCUCCAUUUCAUUUUCUCAGAGAGCGAAGCUUUGUUCCAGCGGCGGCGAUGGUGAAAGGGAGGCAGGGUGAGCGCGUCCGGCUCUAUGUCCGUGGAACAGUCCUCGGAUACAAAAGGUCGAAGUCGAAUCAGUACCCAAACACGUCGCUGAUACAGAUAGAGGGAGUGAACACACAAGAGGAAGUAGCGUGGUACCUUGGGAAGAAAAUGGCGUACAUUUACAAGGCCAAGGUUAAGAAGAACGGAUCUCACUACCGUUGCAUUUGGGGCAAGGUUUCCCGCCCUCACGGUAACAGCGGCGUCGUUCGCGCCAAAUUCAAGUCCAACCUUCCCCCUAAAUCCAUGGGAGCUAGAGUGAGGGUGUUCAUGUACCCGAGCAACAUUUGAGUGACUGGGCGUCGUGUAGGCUUUAUCAGGAGCACUGCAUGAAGAGAGACCAUCGAGAUUUUAACUUUUUUCCUUUUUUGUUUUUUUGGGUAAGAAAAUUCGUAUAACGCGAAGUUAUGUACACUUUUGGCCGGUAAAGCUUGAUGAUUUAUGAUUUAUUUGUCGGAUAAUAUGUUAGCUUUAUAUCUUUAAAUAGCUAUCCGCUGCUCUCUUAUGCUAGUUCGUAUUUAUUUUUACCUUA